AUGCAUACCACAGCACCCGUCGCUCUGCUCUGGGCUAAUCUACGUGGGGUAGGUGGGUGGGGAGGGACCGUAAGCGUGCAGUGGGGCAGGCGGGGCGGCAGUGUGGCUGGCUGGCACCCUUGUGGGAUGGGAUGGGGUGUCUCAAACGCCAUGCCUUGCUUUCACUUCAACGCUGCUGCGGUACUUACAGUUACAAUAGAUCCGCGCCUGGGGCUGAGCCCGCCCAAGGCGGAGGUGCUGGAGGAGCAGCACGCGGACUUCAACCCGGUAUCACCGUUCGUCACCGCGGGAGUCACGUUCGACCCCACCACGGGAGCGCCCGACUACUUUGGGUCCUUGGAAGCUGCUGUUGACCACUCGGAGAUUCUCAGCGACCCGGGCGACCAGGGCAUGUGCGCCUCGUGCUGGGCGUUUGCGGUGGAAGCGGCGGUGCAGGGCGCGUUUCGCCUCUUCUCAGGGUAUUUCACCACAAAGACCAGUCUGUCAGUGCAGCAGGUGCUGGACUGCUCGGUGGGCGGGUGCCGGGGGGGAUACCCCCAGGACGCGCUGCAGAUGUGGACGCAGAGGAACGUGACUGUGGACGAGGUGUACCCGUACCGAGCCAAGAAGGGCGAGUGCCUGCAAGUAACAGCACCGUACGGACACGCACGCCCUCAGCAACUCAGCAGCCUCUCUUCCUCUUCCUCCCACUCCUCCUCAUCCCCAUCGUCCCCAUCAUCCUCCUCCUCCGCCUCUUCCCUCUCCGCCUCGUCCUCCUCCUCUUCCGCCUCUGCGGCGUCCGUGUCCCCUCUGGGCUUUGUCUCGGGGCAAUCAGUGUCAAUCAACAUGUUCGAGCAGGUACCGCUGGCGGGAGCGGUGGGGCUGAUGCGCGUGCUGAUGAAGCAGCCAGUGGUGGUGAGCAUCUACGCGUCCAUGCAGGACUUUCAGGCCUACGAUGACUCGGGCAGCGUGUACGACAACGAGGCAUGCUUCGAUCCGUCCGCCCCGGUGCUGGACCACGUGGUGCUGGUGACGGGGUACGCGUUCGGAGGCGCGUCGUCCAACGAGAACUACUUCAUCAUCCGCAACAGCUGGGGCACCACGUGGGGCAUGAACGGCUACAUGCUCAUCUCCAUGACGGCGGCUGCCGCGGGGAUCUGUGGGAUGACGUACCAGCGAGGGCUGUACCCUGUGCUGCAUACGAGCGACCUCUUGGACCCGUGCUCCAUGUCCCCAUGCGGGGCGGGCACGUGCACGCAGACCAUGGUGGGCUCCUACACCUGCGUGUGCGACUACCCUCUCGUCGCCGCCUUACGCCGCGACGCCACCAAGACCUGCGUUCUCAAGAAGGUGUGUGCGUCGUUUGCGAGCAACCCGUGCGGCACGGGGCAGUGCGUGGACACGGGGACUGGCUCGUACACGUGCGCGUGCCCCUCCAACUACCGCACCAGUGCCCUCUCCUCUGGCCUCCUCACCUGCGCUCCCAGCGGUGCCGGCACGCCCGUGAACUCGUACCAGGUGCAGGGAGGGGACACGUGCUACGGUAUCUACGUCUUCCACGGCCUCUCAGAGGCUGACUUUCUCGCACAGAACCAGGAUGUGGACUGCAACAAUCUGGAACCAGGCACGUACGUGCAGGUGGAGCGAACCUCCAAGCCUGUGUGCUCCGUGCGCUACCCCAUUUCCCAGGUGGAUGCGACAGCAGGCAACUGUGACGCCAUCAACGCGCGCUUCUCCAUCGAUGCUGCUGCUGUCAACCCCGGCCUCGACUGUGCUAACUUGGUCCCUGGCCAGCAGCUCUGUGUGGAGUGGAGCGACUUUGAGCAGGGGUCGAGCAACUACGUGCUGUGCACGCAGUACCAGGACAUCACGCCCACCUCCACCUGCUCCUCCAUCCGCUCCACGUACGACCUCACGUGGCGCUCGCUGUACCGCUUCAACCCCGGCUUGCUGUGUGACAACAUCAAUGGGCUUGCCGGACAGGAGGUAUGCGUUGCCGGGGAGCCAUUGGGAGCGGUGGCGUGCGGUGCCUCACGGUCCAAAAAGGUGCCAAACCGCAGGUACAGUGUGCAAGGAGGCGACAGCUGUGCCUCUCUUGUCGUCGUGCAAUUCAAGCGCCAGUACCCUCUCGUUGCAGAGCUGAAUCGAAACUGGAUGUGCCGAACCCAAAGCCUUUACCAAGGAAUGCCUAUAUGCAUUCCGUCAUAG
Closterium sp. Naga37s-1 is the source of this 2187-nucleotide messenger RNA. NCBI's taxonomy places the organism in Eukaryota, Viridiplantae, Streptophyta, Zygnematophyceae, Desmidiales, Closteriaceae. The record is from the annotation of a GenBank genome assembly.